AUGUGCCACAGAGUCGCCUUGAUCCUCCCAAGAGGAAACGUGUGCCUGUGUGCUUUUCAUUUGGCAGCAGGUUCACCGGUCAUGUCCGGGUACUACGGCGUCCGAAGAUCUUUCCUGUCCGACUCGGACUUCCACAGCACCAAGCAAUUUGCAAACGAUGCGUGCACCUCCAGCGUGGCCAGGCCCUUUCCCUGCGAGUCCUCAGCCGGGCAGAGCCACCCCGCCCUCCUAGAUUCCUACUUCCCGGAGUCCUAUGGGGACCACCGCCCGCCGGCCCUCACCCCCAGCGCGGGCCCUCUGUUCGGCGCCUCGCCCCUGCCGCCGCUCCUGCCACCGCCCUUCCCCAGCGACCCCACACACUUCGUGCUGAGAGACUCCUGGGAGCAGACAGUGCCGGAUGGUCUCAGCCAGCUCGACCCUGUGCCCACCGACGCCCUGCAGACCUUGCCACCCAGCACGAGUUGCCUCUCCCAGCUGGAGUCGGGGAGCACUGCCCAGCACCGGAGCCCCAGCUGGGGGCCUCCCCUGGCUGGGGCUCAGUCUUACUCGUUGCAUGCACUGGAGGAUCUGUACCACACACCAGGGUACCCCACCCCGCCCCCAUAUCCUUUCGCCCCCUUCACCACAGUGUCCAACGACCUACCACCCAAGGCAGUGCCCCUCUCGCCAGACGAGGGGUCAGAUGCCUCUACCCUUCAGGACCCUUCUUCAUGGACCAAAGAAGACGGGAGCAUGGUGUGGGGGUCAUACGAGUGCCGCCGAGCUUACUGA
Molecule: messenger RNA, 771 nt
Organism: Myotis brandtii (Brandt's bat)
Lineage: Eukaryota; Metazoa; Chordata; Mammalia; Chiroptera; Vespertilionidae
Gene: POU2AF2
Product: chromosome unknown open reading frame, human C11orf53
Exons: 2
Coding region: 1-771 (256 amino acids)
Source: RefSeq, a predicted model, not a curated record